UUUUGAAUGUUUAUAUUUUUUAUUUUUUAUUUAAUGUUUGAUUUUCAUCUUUUAGGAACACGUUUCCCGAAGAAAAAAUGAGUUUACGCUGUUUACUUUGUUUUAAAAAAACGAUGAUUCGACCUUCCAUGUCCAGAAAUGUACAAUUGGGUAAACUUUGUAGCCGAAUAAAACUGUGCUCCAGUCAGUUUCGUCAAUUCACCAGUCAAUCAUGGGAACCAGUUCCGGACUUUGAUUAUCUUAGUGAUCCGAAAAACUAUCAAACUAUAGAAAGCAACAUAAAGUCCAGAAAAGGAACAGGAAGCAUCGAAUUAUUUAUGGAGUUGCUGUCAAAAUUCAACAGCUCGCAAUCAGCAGAUAAAAUGGAAUUGAGAAAAACACUGUUGGCUGAAGCGCUUAAAAUACCCAACAAUUCACAUCCUAGGUUGCAUGCAUAUGGUGAUACUCCUCAUGUAGUUGAAACUCCAGGUGAAAAACCCAAUUGGUCUUUCAAGCCACUAGAAUUCCACUCGAUUGCAAAAGAUCUUGACCUUUUGAGGACUGAAAACUUGGGAAAUCUCACAGGACCACGAUCAUAUUAUUUGAUCAAAGAACUUGCCCAACUUGAACAGGCUUUAAUUCAUUUUACUGUAGAUGCAUUGGAAAAGAAAGGUUUCAUCUUAUACUCUGUUCCAGAUUUACUUCAUUCCAGGCUAAUUGAAAGUUGUGGUAUGGACACUAAAAGUGAAAGGACUCAGGUUUACAAAUUGGAGCCCAAGUUCUAUGGAGACAUAUGCUUGUCCGGUACGGCGGAGAUGGCUUUAGCUUCUUAUUUCACCGGAUCAGCAGUGCCCGUUUCUGAGCUCCCAAUUAAAAUGGCAGCAGUCAGUCGUUGCUAUCGCGCUGAAACUUCAAACGUCCAGGAGGAAAGAGGCAUUUACAGAGUCCAUCAAUUCACCAAAGUGGAAAUGUUUGGUGUGACGAGUGGUGAGGCAGCGGCCAGCGACGCUUUGCUGGAAGAGUUCGUCGCCAUCCAGAAGGAACUUUUCUCAAGCUUGGGUCUGCACUACCAACUUUUGGACAUGCCGCUCCACGAAUUAGGUGCGCCCGCCUACCGAAAGUUCGACAUUGAAGCCUGGAUGCCUGGUAGGAACAUGUACGGCGAGAUUUCAAGUGCCAGCAACUGCACAGAUUAUCAGGCACGCCGCCUCAACAUCCAGAGUAUCGAUUCGUCAGAUACUCGGCGUUUCGUGCACACCGUCAAUGGAACUGCUUGCGCCGUACCUAGGACAUUGAUCGCUCUACUGGAGACGCACCAACAAUCGAACGGCGAGGUGAUUAUUCCAGCGGUCCUUCAGCCCUACUUGAACGGAAUGGAACGGCUUCGAAAUCCGACUCAGCCUUUCAAAAUGAAGUGGAUUAAAUCUAAAGCACAAAAAAACAAAACGAGUUGAGGGGGCAAAAAAGAAAGAAAGAUAUAAAUCACCGUCUAAUAUUGAUUUUGUUUCCUCUCUUUGAUAGAAUACACACGUUGACACACA
Molecule: messenger RNA, 1520 nt
Organism: Daphnia pulicaria
Lineage: Eukaryota; Metazoa; Arthropoda; Branchiopoda; Diplostraca; Daphniidae
Gene: SerRS-m
Product: serine--tRNA ligase, mitochondrial-like
Exons: 4
Coding region: 78-1433 (451 amino acids)
Biological process (GO): mitochondrial seryl-tRNA aminoacylation
Cellular component (GO): mitochondrion
Molecular function (GO): serine-tRNA ligase activity; tRNA binding; ATP binding
Source: RefSeq, a predicted model, not a curated record